Messenger RNA from Emys orbicularis (European pond turtle), 582 nucleotides. Its product is annotated as large ribosomal subunit protein uL15. Gene Ontology annotation, molecular function: structural constituent of ribosome. Gene Ontology annotation, biological process: translation. The record is from RefSeq and is a predicted model, not a curated record. The coding region runs from base 91 to 537 and encodes 148 amino acids. The transcript has 5 exons. Gene Ontology annotation, cellular component: ribosome; cytosolic large ribosomal subunit. NCBI's taxonomy places the organism in Eukaryota, Metazoa, Chordata, Testudines, Emydidae.
UUCUUUACACCUUCCACCAUUUUCCUCACCCCUCGUGAGGUCUCGCGACAUUCCUUUGACUCCUCCUUUUUCCCGGCGGCCGUCGCCAAGAUGCCUUCCAGACUAAGGAAGACCAGGAAGCUGAGAGGACACGUUAGCCACGGCCAUGGCCGUAUUGGCAAACACAGAAAGCAUCCUGGUGGCCGUGGAAAUGCUGGGGGUAUGCACCACCACAGAAUUAACUUUGACAAAUAUCAUCCUGGUUAUUUUGGGAAAGUUGGUAUGAGACACUACCAUUUGAAGAAGAACCAGAACUUCUGUCCUACUGUCAACUUGGAUAAAUUGUGGACACUUGUUAGUGAGCAGACAAGACUCAACUAUGCAAAAAAUCAGGCUGGAUUAGCACCUGUCAUUGAUGUUGUACGCUCGGGUUAUUACAAAGUCCUGGGCAAGGGGAAGCUGCCCAAACAGCCUGUAAUUGUGAAAGCAAAAUUCUUCAGCAGGAAAGCAGAGGAGAAGAUCAAAGAAGUUGGUGGAGCAUGUGUGCUUGUGGCAUAAGAGUUUUGUAUUUAUUCAAGUUUGAAUAAAGACACUAUAAAAUGA